This is a messenger RNA of Saxophila tyrrhenica, 261 nucleotides long. It is a transcript of the gene COX12, whose product is annotated as Cytochrome c oxidase subunit 6B. The record is from RefSeq and is a predicted model, not a curated record. Gene Ontology annotation, cellular component: mitochondrion; respiratory chain complex IV. The coding region runs from base 1 to 261 and encodes 86 amino acids. The transcript has 3 exons. Lineage: Eukaryota; Fungi; Ascomycota; Dothideomycetes; Mycosphaerellales; Extremaceae.
AUGUCCGACGACGAGCGAGUCACCAUGCCCUUCAAGUUCGUCACAGCUGGCUUCGACGCCCGCUUCCCGAACCAGAACCAAACGAAGCACUGCUGGCAAAACUACGUCGACUACCACAAGUGUAUCAAUGCCAAGGGCGAGGACUUUAAGCCGUGCCGACAGUUCUACAUCGCAUAUAAGUCGCUUUGCCCGGCAACGUGGUGUGAGCGGUGGGACGAUCAGAGGGAGAACGGGAAUUUCCCAGCGAAGUUGGAUGCAUAG